UGGGUGGAGGCAGCCGGGUGAGCGUUGCCGCGGGUCCCGGCCUCGCGCGCGCACGUGCCCGCACGCUCACGCUCGCGGUCCGGGGCGCUGCCGAAAAGAAAUAAUGCUGUCAGUAUGUCUGCACACUCCAUGCUCUGUGAACGAAUCGCCAUAGCCAAGGAACUGAUCAAGAGAGCUGAAUCACUUUCUAGAUCAAGAAAAGGUGGCAUAGAAGGUGGUGCAAAGCUGUGCAGCAAAUUGAAGGCAGAAUUAAAAUUCUUACAAAAAGUGGAAGCUGGGAAAGUAGCUAUUAAGGAAUCCCAUUUACAAAGCACUAAUCUAACACACCUGAGAGCCGUAGUGGACUCUGCAGAAAACCUGGAAGAAGUUGUUAGUGUACUUCAUGUCUUUGGUUACACAGAUACCUUGGGAGAAAAGCAGACCCUUGUGGUGGAUGUAGUUGCAAAUGGUGGUCAUACCUGGGUGAAAGCCAUUGGCCGAAAGGCGGAAGCUCUGCAUAACAUUUGGCUGGGCAGGGGCCAGUAUGGUGACAAAAGCAUUAUUGAGCAGGCUGAAGACUUCCUCCAGGCCAGUCACCAGCAGCCAGUGCAGUAUAGCAACCCUCACAUCAUCUUUGCAUUUUACAAUAGUGUCUCCAGCCCCAUGGCAGAGAAGCUGAAAGAAAUGGGCAUAUCUGUGCGAGGAGACAUAGUAGCAGUUAACUCUCUGUUAGAUCACCCUGAAGAACUCCAGCUCAGUGAGAGAGAAUCCGAUGACGAGGGCCCUGAACUUUUGCAGGUGACCAGAGUAGACCGAGAGAAUAUACUAGCAAGUGUUGCGUUUCCAACAGAGAUUAAGGUUGAUGUGUGCAAAAGAGUAAAUCUGGACAUUACUACUUUAAUCACCUAUGUGUCUGCCCUCAGCUAUGGAGGCUGCCACUUCAUCUUCAAAGAAAAAGUCCUCACAGAACAAGCAGAGCAAGAGAGGAAAGAGCAGGUACUACCACAGCUGGAGGCAUUCAUGAAGGACAAGGAGUUGUUUGCUUGUGAAUCUGCUGUCAAGGAUUUUCAGUCUAUUCUGGAUACCUUAGGAGGACCGAGGGAGAGAGAAAGGGCUGCUAUGCUAAUUAAGCGAAUUAAUGUGGUGCCAGACCAGCCUUCUGAACGUGCCUUGAAACUAGUGGCCAGUUCAAAAAUCAAUAGUCGCUCAUUAAUGAUUUUUGGGACAGGAGACACCCUAAAAGCCAUCACAAUGACUGCAAAUAGUGGUUUUGUCAGAGCUGCCAACAACCAAGGUGUUAAGUUUAGUGUGUUUAUCCAUCAGCCCAGAGCACUUACUGAGAGCAAAGAGGCUCUAGCCACCCCCUUACCAGAAGGCUACACAAAUGACAACGAACACUGAUGAUAUCCUUUAAAUAUUGUAAUGGAAAUAAAUUAUUUAUACCAAA
This is a messenger RNA of Diceros bicornis minor, 1426 nucleotides long. RefSeq names its product chromosome 41 C7orf25 homolog (gene C41H7orf25). The transcript is spliced from 2 exons. Bases 115 to 1380 code for a protein of 421 amino acids. NCBI's taxonomy places the organism in Eukaryota, Metazoa, Chordata, Mammalia, Perissodactyla, Rhinocerotidae. The record is from RefSeq and is a predicted model, not a curated record.